This is a messenger RNA of Wyeomyia smithii (pitcher-plant mosquito), 742 nucleotides long. RefSeq names its product 40S ribosomal protein S8 (gene RpS8). Gene Ontology annotation, molecular function: structural constituent of ribosome. NCBI's taxonomy places the organism in Eukaryota, Metazoa, Arthropoda, Insecta, Diptera, Culicidae. Gene Ontology annotation, biological process: maturation of SSU-rRNA from tricistronic rRNA transcript (SSU-rRNA, 5.8S rRNA, LSU-rRNA); translation. Gene Ontology annotation, cellular component: ribosome; cytosolic small ribosomal subunit. The record is from RefSeq and is a predicted model, not a curated record. The transcript has 4 exons. The coding region runs from base 60 to 680 and encodes 206 amino acids.
AGCCAACCUAGGCUUCCGGCUGCUAGCUGCGGUCUUUCUUUCUCGAUCAACUCACAAAGAUGGGUAUAAGCCGUGAUAGCUAUCACAAGAGGCGGGCCACUGGUGGCAAGAAGGCCGCCAUCCGCAAGAAGAGGAAGUAUGAGUUGGGACGCCCGGCAGCCAAUACAAAGAUUGGUGCCAGCCGUAUCCACUUUGUACGAACCCGGGGUGGAAACCGCAAAUUCCGCGCUCUCCGUUUGGAUUCCGGCAAUUUCGCAUGGGCCUCGGAGGGAACUGCCCGCAAGGCACGUAUCAUUGAUGUGGUGUACAACGCCUCGAACAACGAGCUGGUCCGUACCAAAACGCUGGUAAAGAACGCCAUUGUCGUGAUCGAUUCUACGCCCUUCCGGCACUGGUACGAAAGCCACUACCUGUUGCCGUUGGGUAAGAAGCGUGAGGUGAAAGCCGGCGAGGAGGACGUUCUGGCCAAGAAGCGUAGCAAACGGGUUCUGAAGAAGUACGUCAAACGACAGAAGACUGCCAAGAUCGACCCCGCGCUGGAGGAACAGUUCAACGCUGGCCGUUUACUGGCUGUUAUCGCUUCUCGGCCCGGACAAUGCGGUCGCGCUGAUGGAUACCUGCUGGAAGGUAAGGAGUUGGAAUUCUAUCUGAAGAAGAUUAAGAAUAAGAAAUCCAAGUAAGGAGUGACUGCAAACGCAGGCGAGAAGGAGUUUACGAAAUAAAAACAAAGAGUAAAAUGGUA